CUGAGAUACGAAACAUAACUUCUGGAAAACUCUCGCGGUCAACUUUCUCCAUCGAUUUGAAUCCCGAUUUAAACCCGUUCUCACGGCAGUAGUGACCUUAUCUCGCCAGUUUACUCCGCCGGUGAGCUCAAAGUAAUGUGUUCUCUGUCGAAUUCGGUUGCUAUCCAUGGGUUUUACGGGCGCCCAGUUGAGAGUUUGUGUUUGGCGAUGGUGGAUUGCGUAGUUGGCGAAGAAAGAUUGAAUUUUGGGAGGAGUUUUUCGAUUUGUUGUAUAGGGUUUAUGCGGACAACGGGAUGUUCGAAGUGAGUUUGAGGAUCUUCGAUUACAUUUCUGGGAAAGGGUUGAGUAUCGGCGAGAUAUUUCUCUGUUGUGUAUAAAGUGGCUUAGUGGCGUAUAAUGGCAUUUUGGUUGAUGCAGAGAGAGGAAUACAAUCAGACAUUCUUGUGUAUACUUCUCUAUAAGUUAGAAUUGCAAAAAAGUGGAACAUUCAAAGAGCAGUUUUUUGUUGUUCGUUGAAUUGAUAGAGAAGAGUCUUUCACCGAGUAGCCACUCUCACAGUGUGCUCAUGGACGGGGUGUUUAAGGUUUUCAAGCCGAUGUUUUUACUUAUAAUUUUUAACACGAUUGCUAGCUAGCCUUUUAAGUAAAUCGAAACAAUAUGAUGAUGCAAAGCAAUGGUUGUUCUGAUAGAGGCGUGAGGCCUUAAACGGAAGGUAAAGGAAGCUCGGAAACUAAAUUUGACAUGGAAGCCAAAGGGAUGGUCCCGAAUUCAUAUACUCACACGUCGCUCAUAUUCAGAGAAUUCAUUUCUGGUAAAUCUGGAUGAAGCAGCAAGGCCCUUUGACGAAAUGGGUUUAAAGGGUACCGUGAUGAUCUCGGGUUUGUCCUUGGCUCGGAAUAAAAGUAAUAGAUACUCGUCACACUAAAAUCUGUAUGAGCUCAUUGGUCGUCCUGUUGAGGAGAUAUAUAGUUGAUAAUGAUUCAGAACCGUUGUUUUGAGACUGUGGACAAUUUGCUGUCCAUGUGAAUCAAUCAAUGUCCAUUGAUCUCGCCUUGGUAAGAAAGUAAAGUUGGUCUCUUUCCUUCAACCUCUGGUUGAAAGUCAAAAGAGCUUCUCUACAAGAAAGUGGAAAUUAUCCAAUCUGCUCCCAUCGUCAACCUUGAUCUCCAAGGCUGUGAAAUCGUAUUAUAAUCCCAAAUUUUUUGUUUAUUCUUUAUAUAAAAAACCUUAUCUUUUGAAAAUUUGUUUUACUCCACCGAAAAGGAUAGAUGAUGUAUAAAUAGCGGCGCGAAGAGGACCGAAAACAACAAAAGAAAAUGAGUUUUCUUGCAGGGAGACUCGCGGGAAAAGAAGCUGCCUACUUUUUCCAGGAAUCCAAGCACGCUGUUAAUCGUAUCGCAGAGAAAUCUCCGGCCACCGCCAAGAAGCUUCCAUCUUCUCCGGCGGAUCCACCGGAUAUUCAACCCGACGUUCUUCCGGAGAUUCUACGCCAUUCUCUUCCUCCUAGAAUCUAUGGUCCUCCUCCUGACCCUUCCUCCCUUUCCCAAUUCUCUAAAUGGGCUCUUGAAUCCGACCCGAACGCAGCCGUUUCUAUUUCGCCUGACGUCUUGAAUCCUCUCAGAGGUUAUGUGUCUCUGCCUCAGGUCACGUUCGGCCGCAGAAGAUGGGAGCUGCCGGAUUCUGAGAAUUCGGUUUUGGCGUCAACAGCUAAUGAAUUGAGGAGAGACAGAUACGACACUCCUUUAAAUCCUGAAAAACUGAAAGCUGCUGGUGAAGGGCUUCAACAUAUUGGAAAAGCAUUUGCAGCCGCUACUGUUAUCAUCUUUGGCUCAGCCACUUUGGUUUUGGGAACAGCAGCCUCGAAACUUGACAUGCGUAAUGCUGAUGACGUAAGAACGAAAGGCAAAGAUCUUUUUCAGCCAAAACUGGAGUCAAUGAAAGAACAAGUACAGCCCCUAAGAACUUGGGCGGAAAACAUGUCGAAGAAGUGGCAUAUUGAGAAUAACGAUGGUAGUAUCAAGGAGAAACCAAUCUUGAAGGAGCUUUCAAGAAUUUUGGGACCCAAAUCUUAAAAAGGCUGAAACUUUGGAUAAACGUGUUAUUAUAUCAAUAGAGAAAAUACAAACAAGAGUCUAUAUGUAUGUCAGAUAUAAGAUCUUAGGUAAAAAUAUCACAUUUUGCUGUAAGACUGUAUCAAGUUUCAAUGUUGCUUGUAAAAUUUAUUGUAUUGAGUGAUUAAUGAAGUUUUGUAUAAAUAAA
Molecule: messenger RNA, 2259 nt
Organism: Eutrema salsugineum
Lineage: Eukaryota; Viridiplantae; Streptophyta; Magnoliopsida; Brassicales; Brassicaceae
Exons: 5
Coding region: 1317-2072 (251 amino acids)
Source: RefSeq, a predicted model, not a curated record